This is a messenger RNA of Hylaeus anthracinus, 641 nucleotides long. It is a transcript of the gene sloth2, whose product is annotated as ubiquinol-cytochrome-c reductase complex assembly factor 6. Lineage: Eukaryota; Metazoa; Arthropoda; Insecta; Hymenoptera; Colletidae. The transcript is spliced from 2 exons. Bases 323 to 484 code for a protein of 53 amino acids. Gene Ontology annotation, biological process: mitochondrial respiratory chain complex III assembly. The record is from RefSeq and is a predicted model, not a curated record.
AUGCGUACAUGCGUACAAGUGGAUAUACAAUACAGUAAGCGUAAUCAGCGUAAUAGUGUUUAACAUACCAUAAAAUUAUUAUUCGAAAAAGUACACUAACGAUCUAACGUGAGUAACGAGUAUUUAGAAAGUGGGAUUAUUGAUUAGGAAUAGAAGAAAUAGCUGGUAAAAGAGGCAGUCGAGGAAAGCCAGAUCUUUAAUGGUCGCGUGAUUGCGUGAACCAUCGUGAAGACACAAAGAAUCGCGGUUACGAAAUCAGUAAGGAUUAUAUUCGCGAGACUGAAUUACGAAUUGUGUCGACGACAGUUGAAAAACAUACAUAAUGCCUGCCGGAGUGUCAUACUUGCGAUUCGUAUCUUUUUGUUCAAUGGCGAUGCUUUCUAUGAUGGCUGGUGCACAAUGUGUACACGUUGUAUACAAACCACUCGACGAUCUAGACGAUCUUAUAGAACAGGCAGUGAAAGAAAGAUUAGCAGAAACGUAAUUGCACCGGAUACAGUAAUGAAACUGCAACGACAGGAAAGAUAAUAAAAAAUAUUCCCGCGUCGAGACGAUGACCAAUGAUUUUCAUUAAUCACUCAAUUGUCAUAACGACGUUUCACUGGCUCCAGAACUUUGCGACUGAAGCGGUAGACUGGUUU